This is a messenger RNA of Fomitiporia mediterranea MF3/22, 629 nucleotides long. RefSeq lists its product as uncharacterized. Lineage: Eukaryota; Fungi; Basidiomycota; Agaricomycetes; Hymenochaetales; Hymenochaetaceae. The transcript has 4 exons. The record is from RefSeq and is a predicted model, not a curated record. Bases 32 to 487 code for a protein of 151 amino acids.
AAACGGGCUUAAAAACGACUGUCAUAUUAUAAUGGCAACUCGCGAAUCCGUCGAACUCAACGAGGCACACAAGCCAUUGCCAAAAGCUAUUGAAGCCUUCAAAGCUGUCAAGUCCAAAAUCGUCUCCGAGCUCAUCAGGGAACGUCACCACUGGGACAAGCAUGAGCCCCACAUGUUCAAACGCGCGGAAGGAAUACCUGAUGCCGAGCUCGCCAAGUUCUCUAUUGAUGAGGAUCUGGUGUUAGUACGCGCUGGACAGACAGCGUAUGGGACAAUCAUCUUUGGCAAGAUUAGAUUACCUGCGAUCAAGGAAGGAGGUGAAGGAUACAUCCAUGUCAGAGUCCAUGAUCCCCCCAACAGUGGUGAAACUGAUGUAAUUCUUCACUCCAUCCUCACAGAAGAAGGCGACAGGGACGCUGACGGACAUCCGACAUCCUGGAAUGCGAUUCAUACGCUCGAGAAAUCAUUGGACUUUUUCAACGAGUGAUCUUCGGAUUUUAGUCUGCUGAGAAUGCAAGAUUCGAGCCUAUUGGAUUUAUAACUGUACGACAGGAAUGCUGCUACUUGAAUACAUGUAUGGGGACUUUCAACGAUCUCGAAUAUAUAUGGAUGGAGGAUAAAUAGUAACG